This is a messenger RNA of Blepharisma stoltei, 348 nucleotides long. The record is from the annotation of a GenBank genome assembly. NCBI's taxonomy places the organism in Eukaryota, Ciliophora, Heterotrichea, Heterotrichida, Blepharismidae.
AUGAAUCUUUUAGAGAAUAAAAACAUACCUUUAUCGUAUAUUGCAGAAACAAUAUCAUCUGAUAGAGAUGAAGGGAAUGCAAUCGACAAAGAAGCUGAUUUGCAAUCUCAAGGUGAAGAAAAGCCAAAGUUCUUCAAUGAUUUAAUGGACUUAAAAAAGAAUUUGAACUUUAAUCCCAUUCCAACGGUAAAAAAAAAUUAGAUUGAAACUGAGGAAACACAAGAAGCAAAAUGGCUAGUGAAAAGGAACCAAACAAAAGCAAGAGGAGAGCUUACUGUGCUCAUGCGAGAAACACAAAAUCGAAAACAUUCUGUUAAUUUUACAAUAGAAGAAUCUAAUAUGGAAUAG